AUGGCUUUGGCUCUUCUUUCUACACCUGAAGAACUUAAACGUGACAAAAAAGGCAUGAAUAUUGUACUCAAUCAAUUACUUCAAAUUGUCAUCGAUGCUGCUAAAAGUGAUCGUUAUCGACGUGAUGGUUUUCAUGUUAGUGAACCAUUAGGUGUUUUAGUCAAAAUGUUCGUUGUCGAAGAACGUACAUUCGAUUAUGUCUUAUGUCAUGCAGAAACACAACCAUCAUCAGAUAUGGAUUCAACAAUUCGUUUAUUUGCAUCAUUACUCUUCAAAUUUGCUGAUGCAUUAAAAGGAACAGAUCGACUUGAACAAUUUACAUUAAUAGCUUUAUAA
This is a messenger RNA of Rotaria sp. Silwood1, 336 nucleotides long. The record is from the annotation of a GenBank genome assembly. NCBI's taxonomy places the organism in Eukaryota, Metazoa, Rotifera, Eurotatoria, Philodinida, Philodinidae.